ACCGAACAAUUAUCCCGCCUCCUCUCGACGCCGGAGUAACUUGCGCUUAUAUGUACGACGCGGAAAAGUGGAAAAGCCGCGUGACUCGGGGAGUCGGCAGUCGUUAUUGUUGCGCACUAUAAGAGAGCGAGCUUAAGUCUUGUCUCGUUGAGUUGUAAAAAUUUUGAAAAUUUUCGAAAACAAUUAGAAACGCUAUCGCUCCGAUAAAGACUCACCGCGCGAGAGCGACUAGAGUCGCUAACGAUCUAGAGUCGUAAAAUGAAACGAAAAAAAAUAAUAAUAAGGAUGAACGUGAAACGAAACAAAUGAACAUUCGACGUGUAUCUUUGACAUCGUUUAUCUACUCUACACACAAAUGUGUCUUAACAGCAGGGAAUUCGGAACAUUCGCGUGAUCCUCGACUAGAUAAGAGUUGAAUAAAACGUCGACGGCAGCCGAAACGUUUUAAUUGAGCUUAUUUCGGGCCUGAGCGAUAAAACAGUUAACGCGACCGCACCCAUUUUCCGGCUUGUUUUCGUACGUUUUUCAUUUUACAACCGGAUAACUCGGCACAGAUUUAUCGAAAUCAGCAGAUACCUCGAGGCAUGGAAAACAUCGAAGAAAACGGAGACGAGGAUCUCGAAUUGGGCACAGAAACGUCGGAAGUUCAAGGUCAGCUAACGAUUCGUCGAUUUCCUACGAGAAAUUCUGCUCAUUUCGGUAUCGCAUGGAACAGGGGAACGAAACGGGGGCGAAGAAAGUGCCGAAAAUGCGAGGUCGAGCGGCGAAGAGUCGCAGGAGGUUCGAGAGCCCAAGAGCGUCACCGCGGACGCACCGAAAAAAUCCGAAACUACAAUCGGCCCCGGGGAAACCGAAGGAAUCGUUAAAAAAGCAGAAAAAUAUCGAAAGCCGAUGAACUAUUCGGACGACCCGGAAGUGCGAAGAAUCUUGGAAUUUUUACGGAGCAAAAAUCUCAGCGAGAAUCUCAUUGGACGGGUUCUGAAAAACGGCGUUGGCGACGGCUUCGAUCGACUGUUGCGAGCUCUCGGUAUAACGAACGAGGAGAUCUCCAAAUUCAAGUGGAAAAAAAGAUUCGAUUCUAAUGAUUUUCCUUAUCAUUCGAUCGAGCCGGAAGUUCGCGACGUUGGGGAUUCCUCGAUGAGCCCCGACAACUUGUAUCUCAAAAAACACUUCGGCGAUACUCUCGUACGAGCCGUCAAGGAAAUCGUCAAACUCAAACCUCGAGAUCCCGUCGAUUUCCUUGCUCAUUGGUUGAUUUAUUACAAAGUUUGUGAAGAACGAAACAACAGAUUGAGCGAAUUUAAAGCUGAACUUGACCUUCGGAGAGGAUCCUCCAAAAUUCUGGGGAAGGAUUUGCAUUCGGAAUUAUUGGAGGACGAUGUGGAGGAAAAAACGAGUGAGACCAACGUCGAUUACGGCGAAUACGAUGAACCGGAAGAAGAAUAAAAUUCUAAAAGAACGAAAAAUAGUCGAACGUCGGACUGAUAUUCGUCAAGAUUGUUUCCAAUCGUGAGAACAGAAAUUUUCAUCGUUCAAUUGUGUCAGUAGUCUUAAGAAAAGGACAAAUAAUCGUUUGUCAAUAAAUCUCGUUGCUAUAAAUAAAA
Molecule: messenger RNA, 1604 nt
Organism: Venturia canescens
Lineage: Eukaryota; Metazoa; Arthropoda; Insecta; Hymenoptera; Ichneumonidae
Exons: 2
Coding region: 892-1446 (184 amino acids)
Source: RefSeq, a predicted model, not a curated record